CUCGCUUCUUGGCAUCCAUCUUUCUUUUGUUUACAAAAUAACAAAAUUUUGACUCCCACACUGUUGAUUUUGCAGGUGAUUUAAGUCAUGAAUGUGGUAUUGCCGUAUUGAUCACCCAGCUGAUCGAGAAUGCCUAACGCAAACUCAAAUGGAACUUCGUCAUCAGACGCUUGCAUAUCCAUCGUGCACAGUUUGAUGUGCCACAGACAGGGUGGUGAAUCGGAAGCCUUUGCCAAACGUGCCAUUGAAUGCUUAGUGAAAAAACUCAAAGACAAACCAGAUGAACUAGAUGCGCUUAUCCAAGCCAUCACAAUGAACGGAUCUCACGCAACGAGAUGCGCCACUAUCCCUCGGACUUUGGAUGGGAGGCUGCAGGUGGCUGGGAAAAAGGUUUUUCCACAUGUAAUAUAUGCAAGAAUUUGGCGAUGGCAUGACAUUCAAAAGAGUGAAUUGAAGAACAUCGAUUACUGCCAGUUUGCUUUCGACCGGAAGCUAGACAGUGUGUGCGUCAAUCCUUAUCAUUAUGAACGAGUCAUUUCGCCAGGAAUUGAUUUGAACCUUGCCGGCUUAGGAUUGCAGGACCAUCGUGAUGACCAGUUGUACGAUUACGACAAUGGAUUGCCGCCCAUGGUGCCUUCACGGGGGUUUAUGCAUGGAAUUCCGCAACCGGAGCUGCAUCCUAUGUUGGCACCUCCGACCAUGUCAGCAAUGGAGAAUCGACCGAACUGUAAUUUAGUGCACAAUGGUGUUAUGCCGGAUUUCAAUGGUUACGAGCAGAAACCGCAGAUACAUGGAUUGUUCCCGUCGAUGGGUCCCGACGCAGUUUUCAUUCGGGAUAAUCAACAACCAUCGACUUCGACAGGCUACUGGGAACGAGAAGAGCCGAAUCCACCUGGGCCAAUGCCAAAUCCGGAAUUGGGCGAUCCGGGUGCACCGUUCAUACAGCUUGAGAAAGAUCAAUGGGAGCAGCGGAAAUUUCAGAUGGCAUUGACAUCUCAGCCACCCCCGGAUUACUGGUGUAAUAUUGCAUAUUUCGAGUUGGAUCGCCAGGUUGGUGAAACAUUUAAAGUUCGUCACGCGUGCAAAACAGUGACGAUUGAUGGAUUCUCCAACCCAGAUCAUGUCAGUCGGUUUUGCUUGGGGUCACUGACAAAUGUGCAUCGCGAAGAUCCAAAUAUCGGCGAGAAAAUUGUACGCUGUCGUCUGCAUAUCGGUCAUGGAGUCUCAUUGGAAUAUCGCGAUGAUGAUGGCAUUUGGCUGAGAGUGCUGGGUAGCGGGGGCGAGGAGAACUAUAACAACUACAGUGUUUUCGUUCAAAGUUACCUGCUGGAUCGCAAUGUCCGUAUCCAGUUACAAGACCGGAUCUCUCCUGGCGACGCGGUCCACAAGAUUCAUCCGUAUUCUCAGGUUUUGAAAAUCUUUGACUUGCGGUAUUGCUAUAGUCAAAUGCUGGAGCAGCUAGAACGAACGCAACUGAUGGCUCAUGCGCAAGUCGCCGCGGUGACCGGACACCGACAACCAAAUAGUUUGUCCCCUGUGCCUCCCAUCACUAUGGGUUCCUCUACGGGCAUUGGGGCCGAUGAUUUGCGAAAAUUUUGCGUUCUGCGGCUGAGUUUUUUGAAGGGAUGGGGGCCGGAUUACCAGAGAAAGACCAUUAAAGAAACACCAUGCUGGGUGGAGAUUCAUGUUAAUCGGGCAUUGCAGCUGUUGGAUGACGUGCUGCGCAGUGCGCCCUCUAAUGAGCCCAGAACGAUGACGGAAUACCCUUAGAGGAUAGUGUAGGAUCGGUCACGAAGCGGAGAUGAACAUUUCUUGGAGUAAGGAGUAAGGAUUUCUGCUACCUUCUUUUUUUGUUAAUGAUGGUUUGUUGACAGUUGCGUAAGUAUUAUGAUAAUUUUUGGCAGCUUAACCAGAGCAUAUUAGGAAACAGUUUUUUAUAAACUUUAUGGGCAAACGUUUACCUUUGAAUCUGGAUGGAUCGAUGAAUUUCUUUCCGUUUGUUGUUUUUGCGACUGUUAUUGGCGUGCAUGUUUAGUAAGUUUGAAUUUUUGUUUGUAUAAACACAGUGUAUUUUAUGUGACAGAUUUUCUUUGGAAGGCUACUGUAGCCUUUGCCAAGCUCGGUCAACUGUAGUAAUGGAUGUUUCAUUUUUACAGCUCUAAGCGCGGCAAGGCAUUUGUUCAUUUGACCGUUUCUCUUUUGCACCGGCUUUUAGGCGUUGCCGUGCUGUUCUUUUUUAUCUUGUUUUUUAUGUACAUGUUUUCCGCAUCUUUCAAACAAUAGUGCCUGCUUUUGAAAUAUGCUAUUUUCGGUCGGGCUUUCGUUUUGAACCUUGCGUAUGUAUGUGAGUGCUACGCGCAGCUCAUUAGAAAAAUCAUUUGAGAAGUAA
Molecule: messenger RNA, 2389 nt
Organism: Paramacrobiotus metropolitanus
Lineage: Eukaryota; Metazoa; Tardigrada; Eutardigrada; Parachela; Macrobiotidae
Product: mothers against decapentaplegic homolog 4-like
Exons: 5
Coding region: 130-1770 (546 amino acids)
Biological process (GO): SMAD protein signal transduction; transforming growth factor beta receptor signaling pathway; regulation of transcription by RNA polymerase II
Cellular component (GO): heteromeric SMAD protein complex
Molecular function (GO): I-SMAD binding; RNA polymerase II cis-regulatory region sequence-specific DNA binding; DNA-binding transcription factor activity, RNA polymerase II-specific
Source: RefSeq, a predicted model, not a curated record